AUGUACAAGUCUCUGAAGUUCGUUCUGGGUAGUUUCGAUUGCUGCGGUUUGGUGGCGGAUGACAUCUUUCAAGGAGCCGAUGAGCUUCCACACCUCCUUGGUCGUGAUCCGACCCGCCGGAUCCGAUGGUGUAAAGGCAUCGCCGCUUCGAAUUCGUUUCCGAUUCUCGUUCAGCGAGCCGACCGCGUCGAUGACGGCUCGAGCUUGGUGGUCGUCCCCUGCGAUGCUGGCGAUGGUUUCUUGGUUGUUUGUGGAAUGGGCCUCCCGCAGGUGGGUCCGCCAUCGAUCUGCGGUUACCUCCCGCUCGGUACACAACGCCGCAGGUUUAUAUCACGGUAA
Messenger RNA from Penicillium waksmanii, 339 nucleotides. RefSeq lists its product as uncharacterized. The transcript has a single exon. The record is from RefSeq and is a predicted model, not a curated record. Lineage: Eukaryota; Fungi; Ascomycota; Eurotiomycetes; Eurotiales; Aspergillaceae. The coding region runs from base 1 to 339 and encodes 112 amino acids.